Molecule: messenger RNA, 1200 nt
Organism: Rhopalosiphum padi (bird cherry-oat aphid)
Lineage: Eukaryota; Metazoa; Arthropoda; Insecta; Hemiptera; Aphididae
Exons: 3
Coding region: 446-982 (178 amino acids)
Source: RefSeq, a predicted model, not a curated record
UUAUAAUUCAUUUUCGUUGGCCACCAUAGUAUUCGUUAUUCCAUGACUUAUAGCCUUUAUUAAAAUCUUAGAUCAUAUAUAAGAUUAAAAUGUUAUAUAGCAUUUCUUUGUGUCGAGCACGUGCGACGGUUGAGGAAUGACGAUGCGUUUUGUAUUGUUUCGUAGCCCGAUGCCGCGCAGAAGUUUGGUUAAGUUGCCACCCUUGCGGAAUCCGGGUGACAGACUGACUGGGCGCGGAACGUUUAUUUUGUUGUUUAUUCUCAAUGUUUGGAGCAUGAUAUAAUAAACUUAAUAAUAAUAAUAAUACUUAAUAAUAAAUUUAUUAUUUCAUGGUUUGGAGUUGUUACCUUUGAUCUGCGUCAGUGAAUUUUUACAUUUUCGUCCGGUACUUCGGUAAGAAAUAACGAAAUACGAAGCGUCUGUAAACUAAUUUCUACGCUAAAAGAUGUCAAAAAAUCCAUUUGUGAAUUGUAAAUCACGUAAACGAAGAAAGGUAAGAGCUCCGAUUGUCAAACCAAAAGAGAAACUAUUUUGCCCUCGUACUAUGGUGAGAUACGAUAAUUGUCCCACUGCAUUCAGUACUAUAUGGGUUUGCAAAAUGUGCUUAAGAAGUAUGUUGAGCGAAGAUGCUGUUAACAAUCAUUUGAUUACUUGCAAUGCAUUAACAAGAAGAGAUAAAGUUAAUCCACCUAAAAAAAAUGAAGAUACUCAUUAUAUUUGUGAGACUUGUAAAAAAGUAUUUGCAAGGCGUGUUACACUAAAGAAGCAUCUAGAAGUGCAUGAAAAGUCAUCGAGUAGUAUAGAUUCUGAAGAAUCUAAUGAUGAAGUCGAAGAAAUGGAUGAUGUUGAUGAAGUUGAUCUUUUAAAUGCAGAAAAUGAAGAUGAUGACGACGACGACGACGACGAUGAUGAUGAUGAUGAUGAUGAUGAUGACGAAUCUGAGGAAGAAAAUCUAUGCAGUAGCAUUGAUUUGACGACUUAAUUUCAUUUUAUUAUAUUCAUAUUAAUUUUUUUUUUUUUUUUUAAUUAAAUUAAAUUAAAUUAUCUUUUAUUAUUUUUAUAUUUUAUAUAUUAUACAAUUUCUUACAGGUCUUAAACAUCUCAAGUUUUUUCAUAGGCUCAUUGUAUUUUAGUUACAAUUAUAUAUUUAACUUUGAAUUAUGAUAUAAAUACAAAUUAUAACAAAUUAAUUAUACUUAA